CAUUGGCGCCCAUCAAGUGCAUGCACCUCUUCUCUCUCUCUCAAACGCUCUGUCUUUGCCAGUGUGUGUAUAAAAACCCAAACACUUCGCUCUCUUCAUUCUGUCCACGCCCCUCAGCUUCUUCUUAGAACUUCACUCUCAUUAGCUAAAUCUCUACUCCUCCUGUUUGUGUUUGUGGUUGUGGUAUUUUGUUUUCUCCGAGUUUCUUUCAUGGAAGGAAUUAAUAGGUGUUCUUCUAAUUCAUCCACUUCCUCCGACUCUUCCUCUACAGAUUCUUCUUUAUCCAGUAAGGCACCCAGAGAUUGUAAUAAACCAGAUAGGAUCAAAGGUCCUUGGAGCGCCGAAGAGGACCGGGUUUUGACUCGCCUUGUCGAGCGUUAUGGCCCCAGAAACUGGUCCCUCAUUAGCCGUUACAUUAAGGGUCGGUCGGGGAAGUCGUGCCGGCUCAGGUGGUGCAAUCAGCUGAGCCCCAGCGUGGAGCACCGGCCAUUCUCUGCGGCCGAGGACGAGACCAUCUUGGCAACGCAUGCCCGGUACGGGAACAGGUGGGCCACCAUUGCCCGCUUACUCCCGGGUCGGACCGAUAAUGCCGUGAAGAACCACUGGAACUCCACCCUGAAGAGGCGGGCCAGGGGUGGGCAAGACAUGGACGGUAAUGGCGGCGGAGGCGGUGGCGGUCACGACGGGUGUGCCUCCGGAUCCGUGCAGUGCAUGGGAAUGGGGGAGGACGACGACCCGUUGACCGCGUUGACUCUAGCGCCGCCAGGGAUCGGCAGUAGUAGAGGUGAAUUUUCGGUGACGGAACGACGAACGGAGAGUAUGCCGCCGGGUUUUUGGGAUGUUAUGAGGGAUGUGAUUGCGAGGGAAGUGAGAGAUUACGUGAGCACGACCAUGUCAGAAAACUCGGGUUUUCGCUGAACGAUGGAUGUCUUAGUAGAUCGGGUAUCGGGUCGACGUAAUGCUAGCUUGUGGGUAGUUGGUUGGAUUGAUUUUUGCUGUUUAAUUUGUUAAUAUAAUUUUCAAUUUUUCCAAAAGGAAAAAAGCUCCAAAAACAAAGCAUUUAAUGACUUAAGGCUAAAAAAACUCAGCAUUUAACAAAAUUAUUAUUAUUAUUAGAUAAUAGUUGGAGGGUGAGCAUCUUAAAAUCAUUAUAAAGGCUUGAGUGCAUUCGUCA
This is a messenger RNA of Carya illinoinensis, 1174 nucleotides long. Its product is annotated as transcription factor MYB73-like. Gene Ontology annotation, cellular component: nucleus. Gene Ontology annotation, biological process: regulation of DNA-templated transcription. NCBI's taxonomy places the organism in Eukaryota, Viridiplantae, Streptophyta, Magnoliopsida, Fagales, Juglandaceae. Bases 211 to 918 code for a protein of 235 amino acids. The transcript has a single exon. Gene Ontology annotation, molecular function: DNA-binding transcription factor activity, RNA polymerase II-specific; RNA polymerase II cis-regulatory region sequence-specific DNA binding. The record is from RefSeq and is a predicted model, not a curated record.